This is a messenger RNA of Linum tenue, 2038 nucleotides long. NCBI's taxonomy places the organism in Eukaryota, Viridiplantae, Streptophyta, Magnoliopsida, Malpighiales, Linaceae. The record is from the annotation of a GenBank genome assembly.
UGGGAAGCCAAGAAGGAGAACGAAACGCAGAGGCAGUUCCACGUUGUGGCACGCUGGGCCCCGCCAUUUCUUCCUCCUCCUCUUCUUUCACAACCCCAUGCCUACUAUCGCCGAAGGACACACAACUUGGCGGGGAGGCCAUGGAAGCAACUAGUUCGAAUUCCUUCGACUGCCUACGGGGUUUCGCCCCCACCACGAAUUACAUAAGUAUUCUGCGUUCUGCUUCUCUUAACCCUUCUUCUUCUUCUUCUUCUUCUUCUUCUUCUUCUUCUAUCCAUGGCGCUUACCACCAAAGCCCUCUUCAAUAUUGGCGUUGUAGUGGGUCGAGCGGACAUUCUUCAGAAAUUCAACAAGCUGAGAGCUUUACCUCUCUUCUCAAGAUCACAAAGUAUUCUGAAACUUAUCGAGACGAGGGUUCCAAGCAAACGUUUGUCAACUGUGCAUCCUUAAUUCAAAAUCUGCGGAAGGAAGGGAUGCCUCAUCUCGCCCAUGAGGUUUUUCUUGAGAUGAAAAGUGAAGGGUUUCUACCCGACAGCUCGACUCUUUGUGCUCUAAUGCUCUGUUAUGCCGAUAAUGGUCUCUUCCCUCAUGCUCAAGCAAUAUGGGAUGAGAUGUUAAACAGUUCCUUUACGCCCACCAUAGAUGUAGUUUCCGACUUAAUGCUUGCUUAUGGGAAGAAGGGAUUGUACGAGGAGGUAGCCAAGAUUGUCGAUCAGCUGAGUUUAAGGCAUACCGAAAUGCUGCCAAAGGUAUACCCUUUGGCUAUUUCUUGCUAUGGGCAGGGAGGACAGCUCGAGUUGAUGGAAAGCACUGUGAACCAGAUGGUUUCAAAGGGCUUUAAACUUGGAUCCUCCGUCGCAAAUGCCUUCCUUAGAUAUUACAGCAUUCAUGGGUCUUUAACCGAAAUGGAGGCUGCAUAUCAUCGUGUUAAAAGGUCCAGGGUUCUCAUAGAGGAGGAAGGGAUCAGGGCAAUGUCGUCUGCAUACAUGAGGCAGAGGAAGUUUUACCAGCUUGGUGAGUUUGUGAGGGAUGUCGGUCUUCGUAGGAGAAAUGUGGGGAACCUCUUGUGGAACCUUCUGCUGGUAUCUUAUGCAGCAAAUUUCAAGAUGAAGAGCUUGCAGAGGGAAUUUGUCAGCAUGCUGGAUUCCGGGUUUCAUCCCGAUCUCACGACAUUCAACAUCCGAGCUAUGGCGUUUUCGAAGAUGUCACUGUUGUGGGAUCUUCAUCUGAGCCUUGAACAUAUGAGACACUGUAAAGUCGAUCCUGAUCUGGUGACUAUUGGAUGUGUGGUCGACGCUUACUUGGACAAGAGAUUGGGCAGGAACUUGGAGUUUGCAUUCAGGAAAUCGAAUUUGGAUGAAUCGCCGGUAGUGCUCACCGAUCCGUUCCUGUUUGAGGUAUUGGGGAAAGGAGACUUCCAUGCUAGCUCCGAGGCAUUUAUGGAGUUCAGGAAGCAGAGGAAUUGGAGUUACAAGGAUCUUCUAGCAAUUUAUGUUAGGAAACAACAUCGAAGUAACCAGAUCUUCUGGAACUACUAACUAGCAGAUUGCUGGGAACAUGGGAAAGUUGAUGUAGAGAAGAGGAAAGCUCAUUUUGAUGGUAGCAAUUACUGAGGAUGAUGCCAUGGCGGGGCUUGCCUUAUUUAAUGAAGCAAUGGAUGAAUUGGUUGCCGAAGAUGAUAGUCAAAAACUUAGUAAGGGGCUGGCUCUGUGGCUUCGAUCGACAUUCAGAUUAUGGAGAAGCUGCAAUGCUUGAUUUGACCGUGAUGAUACCUUUUUUUGCCACUUAGCCGGUUGCUAUUGGGAAACCAUGCUCAAUCCGUUGGAGGCUAAGAAAAGCAGAGGAUUUACUUGGUGUCAAUUCGUAUUCACCUUUUUUCGCUUAGGAAACUUUAGGCCCUGUUCACUUCCAUUUUCGUUUCCUGUUUUCUGUUUUCAUGUCAUAAAUUUGGCAACCGAAAUGAGAAAACUUGUUUACUUUUCAUUCUGUUUUCUAUUCGUUUCCAACUAUGAAAACAGAAAGUGACAACUUCCUGCUG